AUGCUCGCCAUAUUACGGAAAUCACGGCUGAAGGAUCAGGAGAUGCGUGUGUUAAUGCUGGGACUUGACAAUGCCGGAAAAACCACUAUCGUCAAGCACGUCAUGGGUGAGGAUGUGAAGACUGUGAGUCCCACAUUGGGCUUUAUUAUCAAGACGAUCGAUUACAAAGGGUACGUACAGAGUGGUAUGUGGCUCGUUGAACGUCCAUCUCCCUGCCUUGUGUUGUCUUGAAUUAUACGGGCGGACAAAUACGUGCAUACUGCUCAGCUGGCAGAAGUGGAGUGAGUGAGUAAAGGGGGCUAUAGGGGAGGGAAACUCGCUAAUCUACUCUUUCGGCCCCAUAGUUUCAAGCUGAACAUAUGUAAGUAAAGAGAGGAAGAAACGGGGGGGGGGGGGGAAAUCUUUUGAGCAUGUGAAAAUCUUUCCUUCUACCCUUCCCCUCCUCCUCUUGUUCGUGUGCCCUGCCUCGCCGAACAUCCGGCUGACUAGAGGGUGUUGAUGAGGUAAUAGGGGAUGUGGGCGGCCAAAAGACCCUCCGCAGUUACUGGAGAAAUUACUUUGAAAAGACUGACUCUCUCAUCUGGGUCGUCGACGCAACCGACCGGUUCAGACUCAACGACUGCAGGACCGAACUUCAUGGACUUCUACAGGAGGAGGCUGGUCCCCUCUCCUCUUCACCCCGUACAAAUUUUACUAACAGGAAGUGGGGCGAACAAUAGCGGCUCCUCGGCGCCUCGCUUCUGGUGUUCGCUAAUAAAGCCGAUGUAAGCGGUUGUAUGACAGAGACCGAAAUCACCCAAGUACGCGCUUCCUUGCCCUCCUCCCCUCUUUUAUCCUCGAUAAAUUGAUUCAUAUUGUCUACGGCACACUAUAGGGUCUCAACCUCAACGAUAUAAAAACGCAUAAGUGGACUAUCUUCUCCUGCAGCGCAAUCACCGGGAAGAACAUCUCGGAGGGCCUCGACUGGGUCGUCGGCGAUGCUCAGGAAAGAUUAUUCCUGUACAACGGUUUGGGCGGUGGCUCCGCUACCGCUGAUACUGCGAAGGGUCAGUCGAGCUAGUCUGGCUAGUUAGUUUUGGGAACACAGGAGUUAUGGGUGGCUAUGGCUGUGUUAUGUGUCGGGUGGUGGAGGUUCCGAACGUUGUGGUGCCAUAAUGAGGGUGAUGAUGAUGCCCCUUUCACAUACCCACCCUAGAGUAUUAUACCACGGAUUUAAAUCCAGAAUUUAUGCUGGAUUCCCGGACCACUACAUCACAUCACAUAUAGCAUGAAGACAAGUGAGCGCCGUCAACAAAUAGACGGGAAAUUCGCACCGACAACGUACUCAGUACCUUACCGUAGGCGCCGGCAUGCCUUUCUUAACCGCCCUAUAUAAGUACCAACCAUAUCACAUUGGGAAAAGAACGUGAGUGAGCAUCAGUCAGGACGAACAAAAUAGCCAUAAGCGAUAUUAUGAAAAGCAAUGGGAAGGGAAGAAGUACGUCACAGUACAGUGCGAUAUCUCAUAAUGCCUCGCUUUUCCAGUUUAUUCCACCGGUGUGAGUAGGUGGACACGAGAAUUUCUAGUGAACCGUUAUGAUACAAGCAAGCACUGUACUUUACUGUAAUGUACAGGCCGAAACCGCGCUACACUGCACAGGGUUACCGGGGAGUAUGGGAUACAAUACAUCACCCUAACAGAAAAGAUGCGGUGAGAUCCCUCCCGCUAGCCACAUGAUUAUCACGAAGACCCCGCGAGUCAGGUCGUCACCUCGUCGCGCAGUGCUGUACCGUACAGUACAGUGCACUUGUGUAGGCUGUUCGAGAUCCCGAAGGCCGUCAUCCUCGAGCGCAAUGUCAAAUAGCUGCCGAGUUAUAUUAUUGGAUCGAAAGGGUAUUAAGUUGCUACAUAUGGUAUUGGGGGUGUUUUCUCUUUAUUUUGGAAAACAUGAGUGCCAUUGAUUUACGUUGAAUGUAGAGUUAAGAAUA
Molecule: messenger RNA, 1968 nt
Organism: Tuber aestivum (summer truffle)
Lineage: Eukaryota; Fungi; Ascomycota; Pezizomycetes; Pezizales; Tuberaceae
Source: the annotation of a GenBank genome assembly